AUUUCGUUUGACAAAGACAUGAAGUUGGUAAUUUUCCCUGUUUUGCUUAUCAUCGCGUUCGGCGAUUGUCUUCGAGUGGAUGAACUCGAGGUCGAAACGAAGUUCUUUAAGGUUUUAGGACAUGAAAAGGAUCAUUUUACGGCUUUUGAAGGAAUUCCUUAUGCUGAACCUCCAAUUGGCGAGUUGAGAUUCGAGCCUCCUGUUCCGAUUCAUACCAAGCGAGAUGAUGUCAUUCAAGCAACAAAACCGGGCAAUGCGUGUCUCCAAUGGAGCCAUUUAAUCCUCGAUAAAGAAGAUAGAAUGAUGGGUUCGGAGGAUUGUUUGUACCUGAACGUUUAUACGCCCAAAAAUCUCAGCAAAAAUGAGAAAAUUCCCGUAAUUGUUUACAUUCACGGAGGUGCCUUGAUGUACGGAAGAGGCGAUUACUAUGGACCUGAAUUCCUCACAAAGCGCCCCUUGAUCGUCGUAACCUUCAAUUAUCGCUUGGGACCUUUGGGAUUCAUGUCGAGUGGAUGUCACUUGAUGCCCGGCAACAUGGGAAUGAAAGAUCAAGUCGCCGCCCUCAAAUGGGUAAAAGAAAAUAUCGAAGCAUUCGGAGGCGAUGCUGAAAAAAUCACAAUUACGGGAUUUUCUGCCGGCGGAGCUUCAACACAUUUCCAUACAAUGAGCGACAUGUCAAAAGGACUCUUUACUAACGCAAUUUCUCAUAGCGGAAAUGCUCUUGAUCCGUGGGUCAUGCAACGAAAUCCCGAUAAGAAAUUCGCCAAAGUAGCUGAACUCGUUGGAUGCGGCGAUAAAUCCGGUAAAAAGGGCAAAGUUGCAUGUUUGAAGGAAGUCAAAGCUGAAGAUAUCGUUCGAACUGUCAAAAAUUACCAACCAUGGCUUUAUAAUCCCUUCCAAGUUUUCGGAGUAGUUGUUGAACCCGAAAUUGAGAAAAUUGGAUUGGAAAGUAGUCAUGAUAAUUUGCAUGAGGGAGAAGAAAAUGCUGAGGAACAUCAUCAUCAUCAUCAUCAUACGAUGCCUUUUAUCAGUGAACAUCCGGAAAAUCUCAUGAAAAGCGGAAAAGUUCAUAGCACGUGGCUCGUGACAGAAACAAAGGACGAAGGAUUGUACCCAGCUGCAGAAUUCUUGAGAAAAACUGAAUAUUUGCCGUAUCUCGAAGAGCAUUGGAACGAAAUUGCUCCCCAUAUACUCCAUUAUAGUGAAACAAUUCCGGAAGAGAAGUUGAAUGAAGUUUCUCAAAAGAUUAAACAUCAUUAUUUGGGAGAUAAGCCACUCAAUGAAGAGACUUACAAAAGAUUUGUUGAUAUCUGCACUGAUCGCCUCUUCCAUGUCGGCAUGGAUCAUUCUGCGAAGCUACAAGGAAAAGUUCAUCCAACAUACGUUUAUUACUACAAUUCUAAACUCAAAUACGGUUUCGGAGAACUUCUCGCUGGAAAACAUUCAGAUUUACUUGGCGUAGCUCAUGGCGAUGACGUUUUGUUACUUUUCUUCGUUGAAGAUUGCAAAAUUGAAUUAUCUCCCAAAGAAAUCGCAAUGCAAGAGAAAUUAUUAGAUUUGUAUGAGAGUUAUGCCAAAACUGGAGUUCCCAAAUUUGGAGAUGUAACGAUGGAAAAGACAGAUCUGGAUGACUCUAUUAAAUAUUUAGAUAUUAAUGGGCCCGAAGAUGCGCAUGUCAAAGUCUAUGACAACAUUGGCGAUCAUAAAUUCUGGAACACUUUAGGAUUUAAUGAGAACUGAAGAAUCAAUAAUUCAAUUGAAUAUGAAUAAAUUGUCACCAUUUGUUAGUUCAAUUGUAACUUUCAUACAGUUAACAUGAUAGAUUUGAUUAAAAAUCGAGUCAAUAUAUUCCAAAAUGGCGAUCAUCGACAACCA
Molecule: messenger RNA, 1875 nt
Organism: Culicoides brevitarsis
Lineage: Eukaryota; Metazoa; Arthropoda; Insecta; Diptera; Ceratopogonidae
Product: venom carboxylesterase-6-like
Exons: 4
Coding region: 19-1740 (573 amino acids)
Source: RefSeq, a predicted model, not a curated record